AUGCCAACCGUGCUUCAAGGCACCCGUCUCGACAAGCAAGCUCACUGGAAGCGCUGGUAUGCCGCGCUGCGGGCACACGCCAAGCGCCUGGGUCUGUGGGAGUACCUGGACCCCGCGAACCCGGACAAGCCCUGCGACUGGAAGACCAAGUCCGCGCCGCCGCCGGGCCCGCGCUUCGCCGACUUCGUCCGCCAGACGGAGCAAACUCCCACGAUGCAUCAGCAGCAGCAGCAGCAGCAGCAGCAUCAGCGGAAACCCGACAGCCAGCCGGGGAUACCCGAGAAUCUCGUAGACCUGCUUGAGCAGCCGCGGGUGGACGGCGGGCUGAUCGACUCCGCGCCGGUCCCGUCGCACGUUCGCCUCGAGGGCCCGGAGGACUGGGCGGUGUGGUCCAAUAUGUUGGAAGCUAGUGCGAAGGCCAUGCAGCAUUUGGAGUUCGACCUCAAGGUGGACGAAAUCAACAGGAUGGCGAAGCACAAGCCGGAUGACUAUGAAGUGGAUUAUGAGGGGUUCGCGCUCGCUGGACUCGAAUGGAAGGAGGAGUGCGAGGAACUGGAAGGAUUGUACGACGCGCGGUACUGGCUCGUCUUGUGGAUUCUCUCGACCGUUUCGAAGGAUUACCAUUUGGCGUACUGCAAUGCUGCGGAGGACGUCGAUGCGUGGAUUGCGAAGUUGUAUGCUCGGUUUCAUUGGGAGAAGAGGCGAUAG
Colletotrichum karsti is the source of this 708-nucleotide messenger RNA. RefSeq lists its product as uncharacterized. The coding region runs from base 1 to 708 and encodes 235 amino acids. The record is from RefSeq and is a predicted model, not a curated record. The transcript has a single exon. Lineage: Eukaryota; Fungi; Ascomycota; Sordariomycetes; Glomerellales; Glomerellaceae.